AUGGGAACUGUAAGGGAUUUGUACAGGAACAUUUGCACGGAGUCAAAAAGAAAUUUUGAGAGUUAAAGAGGAAAUCGAGUUGGAUGAAGCACAUGAACCCUGCUCAGUGAACACAACCAGCCAUUAUUCACUUAACUAUGCCCAGCAGAUUGAUAUCCCGAGUAACCCAAUGCCGCCAGGACCCAUAUACUUUAAAAAACCCACGUAAAUGUGGAAUCUUCAGAGUAAUGUGUGAGGCAGUCCCCCGGCAAGUGAACCAUCUCAUUGACGAGGCGAGUGAGGUUGGAAAAGGAGCCAACUCGACAGUUAGCUACAUCCAUCACUAUUUUCAAAACCACGGUCUCGACGAAAGUCAUGUUCAUCUCCAUGCUGACAACUGCACGGGACAGAAUAAAAACAACUGCUUCCUUUGGUACCUAGCAUGGACAGCCAUAAAUAACCUUCAUGAAUCAAUUCGUAAUUCAUUUCUUAUCGCUGGUCAUACAAAGUUCGGACCCGAUCAUUGUUUUGGAAUCACUAAAAGAUCAUACAAGGUUAGCCAUGUUUCAUUGCUGUACGAAUUUGCCCGAAUGGUCAAGUCCUCAAGCGCAGACGGAGUGAACAAGGCCCCAACUCGUCGGGACACAAGAUGGAAAAGUCAUUGUGCCAGUAUACAAUUGGUUGGCGUUCUUGGAACAUUACUUCAUCAAGUUUCCCAACAUAAAAAAGUACUAUCAUUUUAGAUUUUCGAGAGAGGAAACCAGUAAACUUUAUUUCAAAGAGUCCAGCACUUCUCCUGAACAAUUUUUUACACUGCUGAAGAACCCUGCUGUUCUGCCGCCUGCAGCGUUACCACCUAAGCUCCAACCCCAAGGAUUAUCUCAAGAACGAAAGCAGUAUCUCUUUCGCGAAAUUCGUCAGUUUUGUAAACCAGGAAACGAACAUCUGGUUGCCCCAGUGCCGUGA
Molecule: messenger RNA, 945 nt
Organism: Porites evermanni
Lineage: Eukaryota; Metazoa; Cnidaria; Anthozoa; Scleractinia; Poritidae
Source: the annotation of a GenBank genome assembly